Molecule: messenger RNA, 531 nt
Organism: Suillus fuscotomentosus
Lineage: Eukaryota; Fungi; Basidiomycota; Agaricomycetes; Boletales; Suillaceae
Exons: 1
Coding region: 1-531 (176 amino acids)
Source: RefSeq, a predicted model, not a curated record
AUGUUACUUGUAACACAUUCCAGACAACCCUCCUUAUCAUAUUCAGCAUAUUCUGUUCCAUCUUUUGGGACACUGUCUCUGCCUGCCAAACCUUCCAAAUGGAACAUUCGCCAUCGCAGUCCACAUAGUCCCACAACCAGUGACUCCAGCCCACCUCAUACUCGUCGUAAACCACUCGAACGGGCCACUGCACGCCCUUCAGUAGGUUCUUCGAGGGCUCAUGCAGCCAUAUCUGGAGGCACACUCUCCGAUACGAUUGAUGUGGACAACAAUGUCAAGGUCUGGCCAGGAGAUUUCUAUGCCUGUGAUAUUGCCAAGGGCUUCAGACUUUGCGAGACAAUCAGUAAGCGUCGCCAAGGUGUCGCCAAGGUGUUCCAGAAGAUGUUUGGGGUCCCUUACACUAGCACAACAUUUCAUGCUCACAAGAGGCGUUGGGCGGAUGCGCCUGCCAAUGUUACAGAUAGGUUUGUCAAGGCUGGGCGAACAGAAGAUGGUUUAUGGUCAAAGUUCAUGACAGAGACCCGGUCCUGA